Messenger RNA from Cercocebus atys (sooty mangabey), 2455 nucleotides. RefSeq names its product oxytocin receptor (gene OXTR). Bases 624 to 1793 code for a protein of 389 amino acids. Gene Ontology annotation, cellular component: membrane. NCBI's taxonomy places the organism in Eukaryota, Metazoa, Chordata, Mammalia, Primates, Cercopithecidae. The transcript is spliced from 4 exons. Gene Ontology annotation, molecular function: oxytocin receptor activity; vasopressin receptor activity; peptide binding. Gene Ontology annotation, biological process: regulation of systemic arterial blood pressure by vasopressin; female pregnancy; positive regulation of vasoconstriction. The record is from RefSeq and is a predicted model, not a curated record.
UUUGUUAAGUCUCGGGGACCAACGCUGGGCGAACCAGCCCCGCUCCGCAGGGGUCUGCGCGGCUGGCCUCGUCCGCCCCCUAGCGGACCCGUGCGAUAGUGCAGCCUCUGCCCCAGAGCACAGCGCGGCAUCCAGACGCUGUCCGCGCGCUCAUCCUCGGCGGCGCUCCUCGCUCACCUCCUGUACCCAUCCAGCGACCAGCCAACUGCGGCGAGGGGAUUACAACCGAGGCUCCAGAGUCAGAGACCUCAGCCUAGCAUCACAUUAGGUGCUGCCGGCAGGCCAUCCCAACUCGGGCCGGGAGCGCACGCGUCACUGGGGCAGUCAGUCGCCGUUCAACUUUCCUGGGGGGAGUCAACUUUAGGUUCACCUGCGGACUCGGUGCAGUGGAAGCCGCUGAACAUCCCAAGGAACUGGCACGCUGGGGGCUCUGGGCUUGUGGCUGCUAGAGGAUUCCCGCUCAUUUGCAGUGGCUCAGAGGAGGGUGGACCCAGCAGAUCCGUCCGUGGAGUCUCCAGGAGGAGCCCCAGGCGCCCCUACACCCUCCGACACGCCGGAUCCGGCCCCGCCGCGCCAAGCCGUAAAGGGCUCGAAGGCCGGGGAGCACCGCGGCCGCCAGGGUCAUGGAGGGCGAGCUCGCAGCCAACUGGAGCACCGAGGCAGUCAACUCCAGCGCCGCGCCGCCGGAGGCCGAGGGCAACUGCACCGCCGGACCCCCGCGGCGCAACGAGGCCCUGGCGCGCGUGGAGGUGGCGGUGCUCUGUCUCAUCCUGUUUCUGGCGCUGAGCGGGAAUGCGUGUGUGCUGCUGGCGCUGCGCACCACGCGCCACAAGCACUCGCGCCUCUUCUUCUUCAUGAAGCACCUGAGCAUCGCCGACCUGGUGGUGGCAGUCUUCCAGGUGCUGCCGCAGUUGCUGUGGGACAUCACCUUCCGCUUCUAUGGGCCCGACCUGCUGUGCCGCCUGGUCAAGUACUUGCAGGUGGUGGGCAUGUUCGCCUCCACCUACCUGCUGCUACUCAUGUCCCUGGACCGCUGCCUGGCCAUCUGCCAGCCGCUGCGCUCGCUGCGCCGCCGCACGGACCGCCUGGCAGUGCUCGCCACGUGGCUCGGCUGCCUGGUGGCCAGCGCGCCGCAGGUGCACAUCUUCUCUCUGCGCGAGGUGGCUGACGGCGUCUUCGACUGCUGGGCCGUCUUCAUCCAGCCCUGGGGACCCAAGGCCUACAUCACGUGGAUCACGCUAGCUGUCUACAUCGUGCCAGUCAUCGUGCUCGCUGCCUGCUAUGGCCUUAUCAGCUUCAAGAUCUGGCAGAAUUUGCGGCUCAAGACCGCUGCAGCUGCAGCGGCAGAGGCACCAGACGGCGCAGCGGCUGGCGAUGGGGGGCGCAUGGCCCUGGCACGUGUCAGCAGCGUCAAGCUCAUCUCCAAGGCCAAGAUCCGCACGGUCAAGAUGACUUUCAUCAUCGUGCUGGCCUUCAUCGUGUGCUGGACGCCUUUCUUCUUCGUGCAGAUGUGGAGCGUCUGGGAUGCCAACGCGCCCAAGGAAGCCUCGGCCUUCAUCAUCGUCAUGCUCCUGGCCAGCCUCAACAGCUGCUGCAACCCCUGGAUCUACAUGCUGUUCACGGGUCACCUCUUCCACGAACUCGUGCAGCGCUUCCUGUGCUGCUCCGCCAGCUACCUAAAGGGCAACCGCCUAGGAGAGACAAGUACCAGCAAAAAGAGCAACUCGUCUUCCUUUGUCCUGAGCCAUCGCAGCUCCAGCCAGAGGAGCUGCUCCCAACCAUCCACGGCGUGACCUACCAGCCAGGGCCAGGGCUGCCUCCUGAGGUUCGGGCUGUGCUGGCAUAAGUGGUCUGCCCCUAGGUGAUGGCGUAUGUUUGUGUGUAAGGUAUACCUAUCAGUUUGUAUCCCUCCACUCCUUGGGGUGGCUUCAGUGGGGUAGAGAGUGGUCUCCAUGAUGGGAGAUGAUAGGGGACUCAGCCAUCAGGCAACCCCCUCACCUCCUACACGUACUUCUGCCACCCUGAACCCACUGCUACCCUGGGCAGUGGGUGGCUUAUUUUUUCUCCUGGACUUGCAAUUUCACGCCAAUAUUUUUUACUUCUUUAUUCUGGGCUAUUGUGAAAAGCAGGAAAUAUAGGAUUGGUGACCAAUUGAGUCAGGAAGUCCAGUGUUCUGGACUUGGGGUAAGGAGUGGGGUUGGGACUUCAGAUGGGGAGGGUGGUGUUAAGAUCCUCCUGACCUCAAAGUGUAUUUGCCUUUAAGCGAAAAAAUGCUGGGGUCCUUGGGGACCAACUUGUCAGAGGGUAGCACUAGAAGGGGAUUACCUUGUAAGACCAUCUGGCACAGCGGACCAAUUAGAACUUGGGUUAAAAAUGUUUAAGAAGCUAAUGUUUAAGAAGCGUUUGGGAAAGAAAAAGAAAUAAAUGCAUCCAGAUUGGAAAAGAAGAAGUAAAA